CUGAGAUCUUUGUCACAAACUGUCGGCUUUCCCGCAGAAAGAUGGAGACGCUGCUCGCACUCUGCCUCGCUCUCAGCCUCACCGCCUCAGUGUCCUCCACAAACUCAACAACCAGUGGUACUGAAACCAACAGUCUCACCACAACACCUCUACCUGUAACCACCACUUCCUCUUCCAUCAACACGUCAACAUCUACUGACUCCACCAACAGCACCAACAGCACAUCUGCAACCACUAUUACCACCACAGACGGAAACAUGACGACCGCAGCUCCAACACUACAGAGCAACUCUUCUGCAAAUACAACAGCAAACACCACAAGCCCUACCACGCCUCCUCCCAGCACCAGUGCCAAUUCCACGUCCUCCCCCACCACGGCGAGCAGUGGAACGACCACAGCCACGAGCUCACCUGUUUCUGCCUCCCCAAACCAACCAAAUUCAACUCUGAAUACAGCCUCAAGUACAACCUCGAACAUGACCCAGAGCACGACAGCGCCUGCAGCCGGCAGCAGUGAGGGAGUUCCUGGGUGGGGUAUAGCUCUGCUGGUCCUGGCGUCUGUGGUUCUGCUGCUGCUGCUCCUGCUGCUGAUCGCACUGCUGGUGUGGUGCUGCUGCUGCAGGGGGCGCUUCAGCAGCUUCAGUCCCUACAACCACCUGACUAGCAGAGAUGACAUCCCUCUGUACACCACUCACAGCCGCUUCGAAGCCACCAAUGGGAGAUCUUACGUGGUGAACAUGAUGGAAGCUGAUGGUCUUCACGGUGUCCUCCGGGAGUUUCAGACACGGGACAUCCUCAUCCUGGAACUGAUGCACUAA
Archocentrus centrarchus (flier cichlid) is the source of this 818-nucleotide messenger RNA. Its product is annotated as cell wall protein DAN4-like. NCBI's taxonomy places the organism in Eukaryota, Metazoa, Chordata, Actinopteri, Cichliformes, Cichlidae. The record is from RefSeq and is a predicted model, not a curated record. The coding region runs from base 42 to 818 and encodes 258 amino acids. The transcript has 5 exons.